AGAAAAGCCGGCGCGGGGCGGGGCCUUUCGGCCGAGCCGUCGCAGCCGGUGCCCGCCCCGGCCCGCCAUGUACUACAAGUUCAGCGGCUUCACGCAGCGCCUCACCGGGGCCACGUCGUCCGCCGCCUACACCCCACAGGGACUCAAACCAUUAGCUCCCACUGAUUACCCACAUCUGAUUUUUGGGACAAGUAAACCUGCUCCAGGUUUAUCACCAGCUGAUUCUUUCUUGGGUAGAAACAAAGUGCCAGACCUACAGAAAGUUUUUCAGAGAUCAGAUGGACUGCCAGUACACCUGAAGCUAGGAUAUCCAGACAAGCUGCUCUAUCGGACCACGAUGGCUCUGACAAUAGGAGGGACUUUCUACUGUCUGGUAGCACUGUUCAUUGCCUCACAGCCAAAGAAACAAAAAUAAAUGAACCACACCUCAUGGGACUCUCAACACUCCACUGAAGGAUAUCCUGCAUGACCACUUUGCACUUAAAUCUGUUCCCUGUGAUCACAUAGGGAUCGUUAUUCCGAUCGGAUUUCUUGGAGAAAAUGUUUUAAAAUCUGUUGCCUUAUGUAUUCUAAAACACCAAUGUAAACAGAGAAAUACAAUAUUUUAACAUAUGGUUGUAGUUUUUCUUGUCUUGCAGGAGUUAAUAAACAGUUGGAGAAAGUUAA
Molecule: messenger RNA, 666 nt
Organism: Melospiza melodia melodia
Lineage: Eukaryota; Metazoa; Chordata; Aves; Passeriformes; Passerellidae
Gene: COX7A2L
Product: cytochrome c oxidase subunit 7A-related protein, mitochondrial
Exons: 3
Coding region: 68-415 (115 amino acids)
Biological process (GO): mitochondrial electron transport, cytochrome c to oxygen; mitochondrial respirasome assembly; regulation of oxidative phosphorylation
Source: RefSeq, a predicted model, not a curated record